CGAAAGUGCAGUAACAUUGCACUUUAUCGAGAGCACGUGGCAAAAAUACGCGCGAUAACACCGACAUGUCGAUUUUUUUUAUCGAAACACAUAUUACGAGUGAUUCGCUGCCAUCAAUGCAAACUCAGUGUCUCUCAUCAGCAGCCAUUAUCACUCGCAAGAAUUAGCAAUUGUUAAGCGUUAGUUCGACCUAAUCGACGUAUAACGUUGAACAACGGUUCAAUUUGCUCAAUAACUGCGUGCUUCACUUCAUUAAAACAUCGAAGUCUAGAAAUGAAAGUAGCUAUCGUAGGCAGUGGAGUCGUCGGGUUGACGACGUCUUUAUUGUUACAACGAGAAUUACGUAAUGCCGAAGUGACAGUUUUAGCUUCGGAUUUCGAUGAUAUCGUCAGUCACGUAGCCGCGGGAAUUUUUAGAGUCGGCGCUUCGUAUUUUGGUCCUACUGAGCAAAUAACAAGACAAUGGAUAAGAGAUUCAUACGAAUAUUAUGAUAAUAUUCGCAAGUCAGAGGAAGCUUCUCACGCAGGCGUAACUGACAUUUCCGGCUACAUGUUUGCUAAUUCAUCUCCAAAUACUGUUAAGAGUCACUGGAUCGAGGAUCUGGUGCCAAUCUAUAGAAGAGCAACAGAGGAGGAACUGAAGCUCGUUGGUGGCGACUGGAAAUACGGGUCGUAUUUUUCAACUCUUCUUACGCAGUGUAGUUUGUACCUUCCAUGGGCUAAGCGACAAUUGCAAGCAGGCGGUGCCACGUUGCGACGAAGGAAGCUGCGUUCUCUCGACGAACUGGCUGGCGAAUAUGACUUGAUAAUGAAUUGCACCGGACUUGGUGCACGUGAAUUGUGCAAUGACAAACGCAUGGUUUCUCUGCGCGGUCAAGUGAUCAAGGUGAAAGCACCGUGGAUCAAGACGUUUUUCUACGGUGAGCUCGACACCUAUGUCAUACCAGGUUUCCACGGCAUAGUCACUCUGGGUGGAUCGCGGAGCUUCGAUUCCGAAAAUACAAAGCUGUGUCCAUACGAGUCCGAGGCGAUUCGCGAAAGAUGUAAAACGCUGGUGCCGUCGUUGAAAAACGCCGAACUUGUACGACAAGAGAUCGGUUUUCGGCCGCACCGGGAAGGCAACGUCAGAGUGGAAGUUGAUCACAUUCGCGGUCGCUCUAACAAAGUCAUUGUAGUGCACAAUUACGGACACGGUGGUUACGGAGUCUGCACAGCACCUGGCACCGCCAUGUACGCCCUUCGUUUAGCUAUGGACGCUCAUAAAUCUUCCACCGCUAAGCUAUAAACUGCAGUCUCUUGUGAAAUACAUCUUUAUUAACCAAAUUUACAUACGAGAAUUAUUAGAAUGGUCUAAUACUGUGGCGGUUUCCGUCUGCUUGUCGAAAUGCACUUACAAUUCAGGACGAAGUAAGAUACAUUUUUCGAAGUAAGACAAAUAAAGUUCGCUUUAUUAGCGAA
This is a messenger RNA of Odontomachus brunneus, 1457 nucleotides long. RefSeq names its product D-aspartate oxidase (gene Daao1). The record is from RefSeq and is a predicted model, not a curated record. The transcript is spliced from 6 exons. Gene Ontology annotation, molecular function: D-amino-acid oxidase activity; FAD binding. Lineage: Eukaryota; Metazoa; Arthropoda; Insecta; Hymenoptera; Formicidae. Bases 274 to 1284 code for a protein of 336 amino acids.